This is a messenger RNA of Hippopotamus amphibius kiboko, 784 nucleotides long. RefSeq names its product N-acylneuraminate-9-phosphatase-like. NCBI's taxonomy places the organism in Eukaryota, Metazoa, Chordata, Mammalia, Artiodactyla, Hippopotamidae. The record is from RefSeq and is a predicted model, not a curated record. Gene Ontology annotation, molecular function: hydrolase activity. The transcript has a single exon. Bases 1 to 747 code for a protein of 248 amino acids.
AUGGGGCUGAGCCGGGUGCGGGCCAUCUUCUUCGACUUGGACAACACGCUCAUCGACACGGCCGGGGCGGGUCGGAAGGGCAUGUUGGAGGUGAUAAAGCUCUUACAAUCAAAACACCGUUACAAAGAAGAGGCUGAAAUCAUCUGUAGCAAAGUUCAAGUUAAACUCAGCAAGGAAUGUUUUCAUCCUUCUAAUACCUGCAUUACUGACCUCAGGACUUCACACUGGGCAGAAGCAAUCCAAGAAACAAAAGGUGGUGCGGCCAAUAGGAAAUUAGCUGAAGAAUGUUAUUUCCUGUGGAGAUCUACACGUUUACAGCAUAUGACACUAGCAGAAGAUGUCAAAGCCAUGCGCACUGAACUUCGAAAGGAGGUCCGCCUACUCUUAUUAACAAAUGGAGAACCACAGACCCAGAGGGAGACGAUAGAGGCUUGUGCCUGUCAGUCCUAUUUUGACGCUAUUGUUGUAGGUGGAGAGCAGGAAGAGGAGAAACCGGCACCUUCCAUAUUUUAUUACUCCUGUGAUCUCCUUGGAGUACAGCCUGGGGACUGUGUGAUGGUUGGUGACACACUAGAAACCGAUAUACAAGGAGGCCUCAAUGCAGGGCUGAAGGCAGCUGUCUGGAUAAAUAAAAAUGGAAUGGUGCCAGUGAAGUCCUCCCCCAGGCCUCAUUAUAUAGUUUCUUCUGUGCUGGAAUUACUUGCUCUCUUACGAAGUAUAGACUGCAAAGUCAGUGUGUCUGCUUGAAGCACAGGAAAGGGUAGGCUUACGAAUUUUAGGGUCA